AUGGAGUUCCGCCCUAUUAGCUUAUGCAAUGUGUUAUACAAACUGGUGUCUAAGGUUUUGGCAAACCGACUCAAAGAAGUGCUAGACAAAGUGAUUGGAUGUGCUCAAAGUACUUUUGUGCCUGGGCGUAUUAUCACUAAUAACAUUAUGGCGGCCUUUGAGUGUUUCCAUUCCAUGAAACGAAAGAAAGAGAGGAGAAAGGGCUUUGCGGCAGCAAAGAUUGAUAUGGCGAAGGCCUACGAUAGAGUUGAGUGGAGAUUCCUUGAGGGUAUAAUGGGCAAAAUGGAGUUUGAGACCCGUUGGAUCUCGCUGAUGAUGAUGUGCGUAAAGUCGGUGGAGUACUUGGUGCUGGUUAACCGGCAUCUGUCGGAGGCGUUCUUACCGGAGAGAGGCUUACGACAGGGGGACCCUUUGUCGCCAUACCUUUUCCUGCUAUGUGCGGAGGGCCUGUCCUCAUACACGGACAAAGAGGUGGCGGAAGGAAGAAUCCAUGGUCUCCAGCCGGCUAGGGGUGCCCCCGUGGUGUCCCACAUGUUUUUCGCUGACGAUAGUAUUUUCUUUUUCAGGGCCACUACCCAAGAGAGCUUGCAGCUGAAGAGGAUCUUACAUGACUAUGAGCCGGAGUCAGGUCAACUUGUUAAUUUCCAGAAAUCGGAAGUAUCGUUCAGCAAGAAUAUCAAACCCCACGGAAGGUUGCUAGUGGGCGGAGUCCUUGGGAUGAAAACUGUGGAAAUGCACGACAAAUAUCUGGGGCUCGCCACAGAAGCGGGAAGAUCAAAGAAAGAACUAUUUGUUGAGUUGAAAGACAGAAUUUGGAAGAAGCUCAAGGGGUGGAAAGAAAAAACAAUGUCUGCCGCAGCAAGGGAAGUGAUGAUCAAAUCGGUGGCACAAGCGCAACUAACUUAUGUGAUGUCGGUUUUUCGAAUCCCGGAGGGCAUAAUAGAGGAAAUCAACAAUCUGAUGCUGAACUUUUGGUGGGACCAAAGAGGUUCGGAGAGACGGGCUCAUUGGGUGAAAAAUGAAGAACUAGUCUUACCGAAGGAGGAGGGAGGACUUGGUUUCAGGGACUUGCGCGGAUUUAAUACAGCGCUUCUUGCAAAACAGCUUUGGAGGCUUCAUAAACGGCCGACUUCGCUAGCUGCCCGUAUAAUGAAAGCCAAGUACCAUAAGAAGGAGAGUGUUCUGGAGGCGGUGUGUGGUCAUAACCCAAGCUUCAUUUGGCGAUCAAUCACGAGUGCACAAGAUUUCUUUCACAGUGGGUUACGAUGGAGAAUCGGAAAUGGAACGGAGGUGAGGAUCUGGGGGGAUAAGUGGAUUCCAAUGGAGCAGGGCUGGUUUGUACCUUCACCUCCAUGGGUUUGCCAGUGGAUUCCUAUGUUAGAGAGCUAA
Molecule: messenger RNA, 1389 nt
Organism: Linum trigynum
Lineage: Eukaryota; Viridiplantae; Streptophyta; Magnoliopsida; Malpighiales; Linaceae
Source: the annotation of a GenBank genome assembly